This is a messenger RNA of Ectocarpus sp. CCAP 1310/34, 336 nucleotides long. Lineage: Eukaryota; Phaeophyceae; Ectocarpales; Ectocarpaceae. The record is from the annotation of a GenBank genome assembly.
AUGGCAGGUACGGGGAAGAAACGGCAGCGACCAGAAGGAGGAAGCUGGAGUGGGGGGCAACCACCGGACGGGCAGCGGCCGAACGGCGACGACGAUCACGAUAACGACGAUCGUGGCCGUCGUUGGAGCGGGGAGAGAGGACAAGGGGAUACCAUGGCGCCACAAGCACGGCGCGAAGCCGCCGCUGCCGGCAGCGGAGGCGUUCUUGGUGCCCACAGCCGCCGCGCAGGAGAAUACGGCGGUGGUAGUAGCCAGGGGCCGCUCGAGGGCAGCAGCCACAACGAUGGCAAGCGCCGCUGCAACACCGUCCCCUCCGACUGCGGCUGGUUCCACUAG